AUGACCGUGCACAAAUUUGACACCUUCGAAGAAUACGAAGAGAUUGUGGAAAAGCUGAAGGAGAAGCCUGUUAUGGUUGGGUUCUCGAGAGAUGGUUGUCAGCCAUGCACUGACGUCGCCCCCAUUUAUGAGGAAGUCUCCAAUGAUUUUGACAUCGACUUCUACAAGAUUCAUUUCUCCAGAGAUGUGAGCGAGGAACUAGCCACCAAAUUUGAGAAUAUCAGAAUUCAAGCUUUCCCCACUUUCAUCUUGAUUGCCUAUGGAUGCGAGUUUCACAAGUCUGUUCAGGGCAGUCCUGAAGGUGCGAGAGAAUGGUUCGCCUAUCUUAAAAAGGCACUCAAGACCGGGUUCUAA
This is a messenger RNA of Candidozyma haemuli, 354 nucleotides long. Its product is annotated as thioredoxin family protein. Bases 1 to 354 code for a protein of 117 amino acids. The transcript has a single exon. NCBI's taxonomy places the organism in Eukaryota, Fungi, Ascomycota, Pichiomycetes, Serinales, Metschnikowiaceae. The record is from RefSeq and is a predicted model, not a curated record.